Molecule: messenger RNA, 2796 nt
Organism: Styela clava
Lineage: Eukaryota; Metazoa; Chordata; Ascidiacea; Stolidobranchia; Styelidae
Product: mitochondrial amidoxime reducing component 2-like
Molecular function (GO): molybdenum ion binding; catalytic activity; pyridoxal phosphate binding
Source: RefSeq, a predicted model, not a curated record
GCCGUCUUAUCGGCUUUCCUCUCCCCCGGGAUAAAUAUGUAAAUCCUAUCCUACCCCAAACAUUCCUCGACGACAGUUACCGUACGGUACCGGUAUAGUCAUAGACUCAUAGUUACCCACAAUACUGCAAUAGUUGAUUCACAAUAACUUGGGCCAGUUUGUGUGCAUCAACAAGUUAGCGUCGGCAAGUCCUUGAGACUGUUUUCUUCUUAAUAUUUAAUAGCUUAUUUGACCUUGACAUCCCUAAACAAAAUGAAUGAUAUGCGAACAGUUGUGUUUACCACUGCAGUGGCAAUCAGUUGCUCAAUUCUUUAUUUGGUCUGGAGAAAGCGUCGUUGCAUGUCAAAUUGGAAAGAAGUAGCCAUUGUUGACAAACUUUUCAUCCACCCAGUAAAAUCCUGUCGAGGCAUAUCAGUGGACAAUUUUGUGGCUACAGAAAAAAAUGUUAUGUUGAGCAACUCAGACAUUGGUGACAGAACUUUUAUGAUGGUACAUGAGUAUGGUCGAUUUGCAACAAUACGUCAAUUCCCACAAAUGGUUUUGAUAAAGGCAUCAAUAAUUGGAAUAAAUAAGUUGCGACUUGAAGCUCCUGGAAUGAGAGCUUUUGAAAUAGAAAUACCUAUUCAUGGCAGUGGAAAAGUGCUGAAUUACAAAGUUUGGGGUACAAGGUGUCCAGGAGUAGAUUGUGGCGAUGAAGCGGCAGCAUGGCUGGCAGAGUUUACUGGAGUAAAUACAGCACGUUUAGUGUUUCAUAAUAAACAGCUACCAAGCAGAGAAGGAACCAAACUUCUUGAAUUUGGACAUCUUGGUGUGUACUCAGAAACAACAACAAAAUCUACAUUUCAGGAUUAUUCUCCUUUUAAUUUGGUAUCCCAGGCAUCAGUUGACUUGCUCAACACUAAGCUGGACGGUGAUCAUCAGGUUACCGAAAGGAACUUCAGGCCAAAUGUUUUGUUAAAAGGAUGUUCGGCAUUUGCUGAAGAUAAUUGGAAAAGAAUAAAGAUUGGAUCAGCUGAAUUUGUUUUUGCAAAACAUUGCACUCGUUGUCACGUCACUACAGUUAAUCCAGAAACUGGAAUCAAAGAUGAAGAUCUCAAUACCUUGAAAACACUUUCAACAUUUAGAAUGUGUAAACCCGAGGAGAGGCCACUGUAUGGAAUUGCUCCAAAAUUCUCUGUGGAUUUUGUUAAUAUUAAACCUGGUGAAAUUAGUGUUGGAGACAAAGUCUAUCUUUUUGAGGAUGAUAAUAAUUGAUAAUGCUAAACUGGUGACAAUCUUAAUUUUAAACACUUCUAAAACAUUAAUAAUGGUAUCGGAGUCUACGUCCAUAGUCAUAACAAUUUAAAAAGCAAUUUUUUGAAUAGGUUUUACAGUAUUCUAACCUUUGUCAUAGUAUUGAAUUAUGUAUCAUUACUAAAUCCGAUGUAGACUCUUUGAACCCUUAAUCAAUUACCAUGUGGAAUUAAUGAAAAAAACAAUUUUUGAAUUAUUUAGAAAAAAGUGCAACUCUAAAACUUAUUCAACCUUCUGUAUGGAUCGUCGCACAAAAUGUAUUCAGCAUUGCCCAAGGUUUAAUCAAACUGCUCAUGUAUAACACUUUUAAAAAAAUUCUGAGUCGUCUUAUAAUUUAAUGUCUUCAACAUCAGUAGUAUCAUCAACAAUUUUAUCCAUAUGUUUUUAAAUCAUAUAUAUUUAUAUGUAAUUUUUUAAUUCAGUCUAUUAUGUUGCAAAAUAUUUAUAUGUAAUUAUUCAAUUUAGUCUAUGAUGUUGCAAAAUGUCUUUUUGGAAUGAAUUUUAAAAAUAUUUAUGUACUUCUUCACUGUUCUUGUUGGUACUAUAACGUAGUGGUAAUGCUAGAAAGAUUUUUUUGAAAUAAUCUCUUCCAUAUUUUUUGCUAAUUUAAAUUUUUAUCAAAAUAUACUGAUAAGCAUGCUACCUGUGCUGUGUACAGCAAGAAGAGUACACCAUGCUGGCUUGAACUGUUACAGAUAAUGCAAGUUGAAUUCACAUUGGAUCUCUGGUGGCUUUCCAGCAACCAUAUUUUUCAUAAUGAACACGAAUGCCUGUUUCAUUCUAGGUUAUAUUAUCAGUUAAAAUAUCAUGUUUGUAGUGUUGUUUAGAGUUUAUACAAUUAAUGAAUUGGAAUAGGUGUUAUUAAGAUGAAUUAGUACAUUUGCAUUGACAUUUGACAACCAUAUCAUGAAUGACUGAUCAAUUUUGCAAAUAAUGGUUUGAACAUAUACAAUCAGUUUCCAACUAUUCGAAACGUUUAGACCUUACUAGUGUGUUGUACGAUCUAAUCAUAACAAUGCAUCGUUGGUCAUGAUAGAGGCAUAUUUAUCUAUGUUUCCUGCUAUUUUUUAUUGAAUAUUUUCAGUAAUUACCCUUUUAAUGUUAAAUGUGGUAUCUACAUUCUUCAAGUUCAAAUUUAUGAAGUGCAAUUGCUUUUAAUUUAUGUGUAGUACUGUGUAUUUUUGAUUGUGUUUUGGUUUAUCAUUAAUUUUUAAUAUAUGCCAAAUGCUUAUAAAUUUAGUUGAAAAAGUGUCUUUCCAAAAAACUCCUGAAUAUGUGCCAGAUUCGUUUUUUUAUAUACCUAUACAACGGAUUACGAUCAAAAAUUUUUUUGCCAAUGUUUUGUUUCCAAGGUGCCUGGUUGAAUUUAAAAUAAUUUUAUUACUAGCUGUGAAUCAUAUUUUAAGAUGGAUUUAAAAUUUGUCACCUAAUAUAUUUUUUUAAUUAAAACUGCAUCCACAUCAAAGUAGUUCAUGAAAUAAAUGACUUCGUUUUUGGAUUCAA